Molecule: messenger RNA, 831 nt
Organism: Apiotrichum porosum
Lineage: Eukaryota; Fungi; Basidiomycota; Tremellomycetes; Trichosporonales; Trichosporonaceae
Exons: 2
Coding region: 1-831 (276 amino acids)
Source: RefSeq, a predicted model, not a curated record
AUGCUCCCAGGCUCAAACUACCCGCCACUCCCCACAGCCCGCCUGGACACGCUGUACUCGUACUAUCCGUAUUUCCCCAUCUCGGCCCGCGAGCGCGCCCACGCCUCGCUCCGACCACGGCCAUAUGUACGCCCAGCGUCAACCAGCACCACCAGCACCACCACCGGCGUGUCGGGCGCAGUGCUCUCCCCGCACGAGGCGCCACGCGCAUUACAUACGCCCGCACGCGGACACACUAGCAGUGCCACGACGAGUACUACUACGGCCAUCGCGGGCCCCUCUUCUGGCGCUGGCGCUGGCGCCGCCGCCGCCGCCCCGUCCGCCAGCGACCGCCGGCGCGACGCGCGCCGCGCCUGUGACCGCGCGGCACUGCGCGCCCUCCGCGGCCUGCGGCCGGCGGGCAUCUCGCUCGGCCUCGACGCGGGCGAUCUCAGCGACGAGGAGGAGGCGGUGGAGGAGGAGCGGGCGUCGGUGAAUGCCUUUGGACACCGGUUUCUCUUGCCGUUUGGGAGGCGGUUGACGCAGAUGGAGAUGGAGGCGGCGCCGUCGCCCACGCCGUCCGACCACGAACACCGCCAAGAGGACAACCAUCACAACAACCAAGCCUCGCCCCUCCCUCCACCGUCGGAACACUCUCCGGGCCUGGAAGCGGAAGACGCCGUCGUCGACCUGGACGCGAGCAUAGAGGACCGCGACGGCGACGGAGGCGGCGACCCGGACCGCAGCACAGAGUAUGACUCGGACGACCUGCGGCUCAUGCGCGCCAUGGACCGGAGCGUGGGCAGCAGGACACCCGAGAGUGAGGAUGGCGAGGACCUUAUGCCCGAGUGA